Molecule: messenger RNA, 3318 nt
Organism: Papilio xuthus (Asian swallowtail)
Lineage: Eukaryota; Metazoa; Arthropoda; Insecta; Lepidoptera; Papilionidae
Product: collagen alpha chain CG42342
Exons: 22
Coding region: 350-2245 (631 amino acids)
Biological process (GO): extracellular matrix organization
Molecular function (GO): extracellular matrix structural constituent conferring tensile strength
Source: RefSeq, a predicted model, not a curated record
GCCGACCGUACACGUUGUCUGGCUCGUGCUCACCGCGCGUCACUCCGCUGCGAACUUAAACACGAUAGCGUCCGAAUAUCCUACCUUGAAUUCAAACUUUAACGAAUUAUUUACCGAUCGUAUCUUAGAUUUAACAAUUAAUUUUCACGUUCUAAAACAUAAAAAGCAACCUGUUGUCCACUUUAAUCAUAAUAACGUGUGACCGGGGAGACAACCUGACCGCCGGAAUUCGUCGCACCGAUGAUGAGGUCCGUCCCUGGGGUCCACGCAGCGUGCUAGCCAUGGGAACCCUCAUCAAAUUCCCUCUUACGAUCCGCUUCGAUAUAUUGAUCUCAUGAGACCGGCAUAGAUGAAGAUGAUACUGAAAAUAGGAGGAAAGCUGCCCUCGGGCGUGAGGCUCGCGGAAAAAGAGAAGAAAGAGACGAGCAAGGAGAAGAAAGAAGUACGACGGGAGAGCAAAAAGGCCGCAGAGCGAUGCGAGGAUCGCUGCCCGGCGGACCCGUGGGCGUACUGUGCGGUGCUGUGGUGUGCGUGCGCCAUGAGCCUGGUGUCCAGCGGGUACAGCCUGUACCGGCAGCAGGGGCUGCAGGACCGGCUGUCACUGCUGGAGGAGCAGCACGCCGCGCUGCGCAGCGCCGUGCUGGAGCCCCUGCAGCCCGCAGCCCGACUGCGGCGCGACUUACGCACCCCGCGGCCGCACCGCCAGCGCAGCAUCAGCGACUACGGCCAUUGCGGAUGUCCACCAGGUCCCCCCGGCCCGCCCGGCUCCCCGGGCAAGCGUGGCAAAAAGGGCAAGAAAGGCGACCCCGGCGACCCUGGGCCCCCGGGUUUAAUGGGUGCACCGGGGAAGAAUGGAUUUCCGGGGAGCAAAGGGGAGAAAGGCGAGCGAGGCUUUAUGGGACCGAUCGGACUGGACGGGCCGAAAGGUGACCCGGGCCGGCCAGGGGACAAAGGGCAGAAGGGCGAGCUGGGCAGCCCAGGGUUCGAUGUAUUCGCUGCGGUGAAGGGGGUGAAAAGAUCCGUCGACAACUAUAAGAUGAGUCCGUAUACGACGGCGGAGAUCAUUGCCGUGAAGGGCGAGCCCGGGGAGCCGGGGCCGCCAGGACCGCCGGGCGCGAUGGGUUCGAGCGGCGUGGCGGGCGCGGAGGGCCGCGCGGGCGCACCGGGCGCGCCUGGUCCGCCCGGCCCCGUUGGUGCACAAGGAGAACCCGGACCACAGGGACCUCCCGGCCCGCAAGGCCCUCUGGGACACAAGGGAGACAAAGGCGACAAAGGCGAGCGCGGCUACACAACGACACUGAAAGGCGAUGCGUUUCCCACCGGCAUCAUUGAGGGACCCCCCGGGCCCCCUGGACCCCCGGGUGCUCCUGGCGCGGAGGGCGCGGCGGGCGCAGAGGGGCCGCGCGGCCCGCCCGGCGCCGAUGGCCGCCCGGGCGCUACCGGCCUACCCGGCCCACCCGGCAAGCCGGGUGAAAUGGGACCGAAGGGCGUAAAAGGAGACUACGGCGAUAUGGGCUCGCCGGGUAUGCUGGGCGCGCCGGGUCUGCCCGGCCCGCCCGGCUACCCCGGCCUCAAAGGAGACAAGGGCGACAAAGGCGACUCGAAGUACAGGAAGCUGAGAAGAAGGCAGAAUUUGCAGGGCGACGGCACCGGCUACGAGCUGUACGGACAUGAAAUGAUGAUGGGCCCGCCGGGCGCGCCGGGAGUGCCGGGCGUCCCAGGCGUCGCGGGGCCGCCCGGCAUCAAGGGCGACAAGGGCGAGCCGGGAGCGCGCGGCAAGGCGGGCGAACGAGGUGAAAAGGGAGAUGCAGGGCCGAUGGGAUUACCGGGUCCCGUGGGGCUGCCGGGCGAGGCGGGCGCGCCGGGGGAGCCGGGCCCCGCCGGCGCCGCGGGCCCCCGGGGCCCGCCCGGACUCGACGGCAUGAAGGGGGCGCAGGGCGAGCCGGGUGGCAAGGGCGAGCGCGGCGACCCCGGUCUACCCGGCACGGACGGCAUUCCCGGGCAGGAGGGCCCGAAAGGCGAUAAGGGCUAUAAGGGAGAACCGGGCCCGGGCGGCAAGCGCGGCCGCAAAGGCGACAAGGGCGACCGCGGCGAGCAGGGCGUGCCCGGCCUCGACGCGCCCUGCCCUCUCGGUCCCGACGGUCUGCCGCUGCCGGGCUGCGGCUGGCGCCCCGCCAAGGAAGCUAUGCUGCAGUGGGUGCGGCGCCGGCUGCAGCUCCCUGACGACAACGACGUGCGCUCGUAAGGCGCCGCACGGAGAGCGCGCCCCGCCGCCUUACCGCCUGACAACAUCAUCUGAUAAUAAUGCGCAUCUUUGUUUGACUCUUUUAUUGAUAUUUGUAAUAUUUGAUAAAUGUAAAAAAAAUGAUCAAACAAAUGACACAAAAAUGACACCGAUGGAUCGAUUCGAUUUGGGUUGCGGGAGAGGUGGACUGCGCAGCGCGCGGCUCACUUUGACCUGACAAAGAGAUUGAGUGGAUAUUAAUUUAACUAUAUAUAAGACUCGGUCACAACAUGCACUCAUUUUAUUAUUCGAACAAACACUAAAAAUUUGCAAAGCAACAAGCAAACGUCACUUAUGAGCUUAGCACUUAAAGUAAUUGUCAAGAAAAGUUACACUAAUUCGAAACGAUACAAAGUUUUGUGAGGUUUCUUGUUGAUCUUCCAUACAUUAUAGCUAUAACAGUUCAAAACUCUAACACCUACGCGCCUUGAAACAAUAAAAUUCGACAAAUGUUACAUGUGCAGGUAAACCACUGGAUUUUCUUGAGAGAUAUCUUUAUCUGAGUGGAUCACCGCGGGCGAAGGCGACUGUUCAAUGCUAUCAAACAUUCAUACAUCGCAGGCUCGUGUCAACUUCUUAAUGAUACAAGUCAAAACAGCAGAUACAUAAAUAUCUUAUUAUUUAUAUAACACACAUAAUUGAAUGUUUCUGUAAAAUAAUGUUAAUAUAUAAUAGAUUCAGUAUGAAUACGUUCACUCUCAUUAAAAAAAUCUUCGUACAAAUUAAUGACAACAGUAAGAGUUAUUAUACAAAUAGGUACAUAUUUAAUUGUAAAUAUAUAAAAAUAUAUUGUAUUUAAUUUUUUCUAAUUUUAAAAGAUAGGAUAAUAAUUAUUGUUAUGUCUUAAGUUAUGAGGUGUGCCAGGAUUGCGCCAAACGGAAAGUAGUUUAGUGCGCGCACACGAGGACUCUGUCAAGGUAACAAGCAAGGAUUUGCGCGUGGGGUAAACCCCCUAGUCUAGUUCCCGGCGUGACUUAUUAAAUUAUAUUCACUGUUACUCAUGUCCUUAUUUAUUAAGAAUGUAAAUAGUUUGG